This is a messenger RNA of Acanthochromis polyacanthus (spiny chromis), 2186 nucleotides long. It is a transcript of the gene csad, whose product is annotated as cysteine sulfinic acid decarboxylase. Gene Ontology annotation, molecular function: pyridoxal phosphate binding; sulfinoalanine decarboxylase activity. Gene Ontology annotation, cellular component: cytoplasm. The transcript has 14 exons. The coding region runs from base 95 to 1621 and encodes 508 amino acids. Gene Ontology annotation, biological process: carboxylic acid metabolic process. The record is from RefSeq and is a predicted model, not a curated record. NCBI's taxonomy places the organism in Eukaryota, Metazoa, Chordata, Actinopteri, Pomacentridae.
AUCCCUUACUUUUAUUUUGAAGCCAUUUCCUGCAGCCUGGCAGCCAGCAGAGCGGAAUAAUUCAUCAGACUCUCCAGCUUUUUAAAACGUGAAAAUGGCAGACAAAUUACCACUCGAAUCAGACGAACAUGUUCUGGAACCGACUAACCUACGUGACCUGAAUGAGCCUCUCAUUGACCAUGCAGAGGGGCAGCUCUUCUUGACUGAAGCCUUCAAUAUAAUUGUGGAGGAGGUGCUCUGCAAAGGCACAGAUGUCAAACAGAAGGUUUGCGAGUGGAAAGAGCCUGAGGAAUUGGCUGAGUUGCUGGAUCUGGAGCUGAGAGAAGGAGGGGAGGGACAACAGAAACUCCUGCAGAGAGUCAGAGAUGUGGCCAAGUACAGCAUUAAGACGAGUCAUCCACGUUUUUUUAACCAGCAGUUUGCCGGCGUGGACUAUCAUGCUUUGGCUGGACGGUUCCUCACUGAGACUCUGAACACCAAUCUCUUCACCUAUGAAGUCGCUCCGGUCUUUGUGCUGAUGGAGAUGGAGGUUCUGAGAGGACUACGUCAGCUGGUGGGCUGGAAAGAAGGUGACGGUAUUUUCUGCCCCGGGGGUUCUACCUCUAACAUUUAUGCCAUGAACCUUGCACGCUACCAACUGUUCCCAGAGGUCAAAAGCCAAGGCCUGUAUGGUCUCCCACGACUGGCCAUCUUCUCAUCUCCAGAGAGCCAUUACUCUGUGAAGAAAGGGGCUGCACUGCUGGGCAUUGGGACAGACAAUGUGAUCAUGGUGAAAGUGGAUGAUGGAGGCCGCAUGAUUCCAGAGGACCUGGAUGAAAAAAUAGAACUCUCCAAAUCCCAGGGUGCAGUACCAUUCCUUGUAAGCUGCACAUCAGGGACCACAGUACAGGGAGCUUUUGACCCACUGGAUCGCAUCGCUGACGUUUGUGACAAACACAAGCUGUGGAUGCACGUCGACGCUGCCUGGGGCGGGAGCGUGCUCUUUUCCAAGCAACACAGACAUCUGAUGAAAGGAGUUGACAGAGUGAAUUCCGUAGCCUGGAAUCCACACAAGAUGCUGGUGGCCGGCCUGCAGUGUUCUGCCCUGCUGCUAAAGGACACAACGAACUUGUUGAAGCGCUGCCACAGUGCCAAUGCGACGUACCUCUUCCAGCAAGACAAAUUCUAUGAUGUGAAUCUGGACAUUGGAGACAAGUCUGUGCAAUGCAGCCGCAAGGUGGACUGUCUGAAGUUGUGGUUGAUGUGGAAAGCUGUCGGAUCCGCUGGCUUGGCAGAGCGCGUUGACAAAGCUUUUGUCCAUGUCAGGUAUCUAGUGGAGCAGAUGAAGAAAAGAGAUGGGUUCCAUCUGUUGCGUGAGCCAGAGUUUGUGAACGUAUGCUUCUGGUUCAUACCACCGAGUCUGAGAGGGAAGGAAGGAAAUGCAGAUUAUCAGGAUCGACUGGCAAAAGUAGCUCCAACCGUCAAGGAACGCAUGAUGAAACAAGGCACGAUGAUGGUGGGCUACCAGCCUCUGGGAGACAAGAUCAACUUUUUCCGUGUGAUUGCCUUUUCUCCCCUCAUUUCCCUGAAAGACCUGGACUUCUUCCUCAAUGAAAUCGAAAGACUAGGAAAUGAUCUGUAACCUAAACACAGCUCUUCAGAUGGAAUCACCUCGUUCAUCUAGAAUUUGAUGUGUGUGAAGCCAGGCGUUGGAAUUUCACAGAUUCUAACACACAAAUCACUGUACCAUUUUAGAUCAUAUGCUGGAUUUAAACAGCUGCCACAGUGUACCAAGUGAUAGAAUUAUUAACUUAAAAAAUCUCAUGUUCAAUUAAUUAUACAAUACCGUUCAAAAGUUUGGGGUUACUUAGAAAUAUUCUUAUUUUUGAAAAGAAAGGGUUUGGGUUUUUUAAAAUGACGAUAACAUUAAAUGAAUGAUAAAUCCAGUCUAGACAUUGUCAAUGUGGUAAAUGACUAUUUUAGGUGGAAAUGGCUGAUUUUUAAUGGAAUAUCUCCAUAGGGGUACAGAGGAACAUUUCCAGCAACCAUCACUCCUGUGUUCUAAUGCUACAUUGUGUUAGCUAAUGGUGUUGAAAGACUUUUUGAUGAUUAGAAAGCCCUUGUGCAGUUAUGUUAGCACAUGAAUACAAGCGUGAGUUUUCACACUUUUUAAUCCAAAUGUAAAUACAGUUCAACACAAGAAUGUG